GCUCUGAUCACUCUUCCAUAAUAUAGCCAAACUGCCGAAAGUCAGCUCGCUCUUCCAUUCUCCCAGAACACAACUCUUCGUACUCGUGGUCGACGGUCUACAGAGAUGAAGUUCGUUGUUACGCUAGUGUUUCUCCAAGCUGCCAUGGCUGCCUUGCUGCCACCCCACGGAGUUUCGGCAGCUGGCGAGUGCGGCAAGGUGAAGUGCGGCGAGGGGACGUGCAACGAGUCCAGCGACUACGUGUUCGGGUUCGCGUGCCAUUGCAACCCCGGGUGGAGCCGGAUCCACCUCGGCGACGUGCAGUUCCCCUUCCUCCCCUGCGUCAUCCCGAACUGCACCAUCAACUACUCGUGCCAGAACGGGUCGUCCCCGCCGCCGGCUUCAUCACCGCCACCGCCCCCGGCAGCGCCGCCGCUGACGAACCUCUCAAUCUUCGACCCGUGCCUGAUGCAGUACUGCGGCGACGGCGGCGCCUGCGAAAAGGUGUCGGGCUUCACCCACCGGUGCAGCUGCCGCGGCGGCUUCACCAACCUCUUCAACGACACCUCCUACCCCUGCUACCAGCAGUGCUCGCUGGGGUUGGACUGCAAGGGACUAGGGAUCGACGUGAUCAACGGGUCGACGUUGAGCUCGUCGCCGCCGACGCCGGUCUCGUUCACCGUCAAGAAGUCCAGCGCCGGAGCUCCCGCCGCGUCAGCUGACAGGCUGCUCGAGCUGCUCGUGCUGGUCUCCUUCUGGGUCCAGGCGAUAUGGUGAGCAAGCUGAUACGACAGGGACAAAUCAAGCACAGCAAAACUGAUCACCAGAAACAUUCCAAUCCAUGAUUUCUAUUCUUCUCCCCUUUUGAUACAGCUUUUUUGUUAGGAAUAUUUCAUACAUGAUCAGGGUACCAUACAGACAUAGUCCCAUACAUGAUCAGGGUACCAUACAGACUUAUACUAAAGUUAAACA
This is a messenger RNA of Phragmites australis (common reed), 951 nucleotides long. RefSeq lists its product as uncharacterized. The record is from RefSeq and is a predicted model, not a curated record. Bases 106 to 756 code for a protein of 216 amino acids. The transcript is spliced from 5 exons. Lineage: Eukaryota; Viridiplantae; Streptophyta; Magnoliopsida; Poales; Poaceae.